AACGGAGAUCGCGAGAUCGAUCGCUGGUAAACAGACAAAUGCACCAUAGUCAGCCGGUGACGACAACGGUUAACUCAACACCCACCCCUGCUUCCACCGGAAGCCCUUCGGAGGAGGCUCCGCCGAAGCAGGUGGCGCUAGCAAUGGAUAGGCUGGGCCAAGCGGCCCGAAUCAUCGCAGAUAUCAGAAUUGGCGCCGACCGUCUUCUUGAAGCUCUCUUCAUCGCCUCACAGCCUCAUCAAAGCACCAAGCCUUUGCAGCUGUUCCACAACGAAGAUGCUUCCAUGCGUCGACAUCUGCAAGACCUUCGUUCCCUUGGAAGGCAGCUAGAAGAGUCUGGGGUUCUUAACGAAUCGCUUCGAUCGCGAAGUAAUUCUUGGGGUCUGCAUAUGCCUUUGGUUUGUCCAGACGGCGCUGUAGUUGCAUAUGCUUGGAAACGACAGCUUGCGGGGCAAGCUGGGGCUUCUGCUGUCGACAGAACUAGGUUGGCUCUCAAAGCCUUCACUGAUCAGAAAAGGCGAUUCUUCCCUCAUCUUGAUGAUGGACUCCUAAAUAAUGACACACCUUCAAAGAAACAUUGUGGUUCUGAAGAAAUCAUGUUGGAUUGUAAAGAUGAAGCUAGCAGUCUCAGUACAUUACCAGAUGUUCUAAAGCGUUUGGAAAAGGAAGUGCCAAAUCUGGAAAUUUUAACUUUUGAACGAUUGGACUGGUUAAAAAGAGCUCCUUCACUACCCUCCUCACAAAAUGAGAAUUCUGUAGAACAUAAUUUCCAUGGAUCAAAUAACCUAAGGCCAGGAUCAUUUGGAACUGAUGCUGCAGACAAAAUUGCUGUGAUAGAGUUGCUAUUUCCAUCUGUCUUUAGAGCUGUUGUAUCUUUACACCCUGCCGGCUCCAUAGAUCCUGAUGCAGUAGCUUUCUUCUCUCCAGAUGAGGGUGGAAGCUAUGUACAUGCAAGGGGUUAUUCGGUUCAUCAUGUGUAUAGACAUAUCACGGAAUAUGCGGCUACAGCUCUGCAAUAUUUUCUAGGAAACCAAGCUGAAACAUCUCUGUAUUGUUUAUUGCACUGGAUUUGCAGCUACCAGACCCUUUUUACAAGGUCUUGCAGUAAGUGUUCUCUGCUACUUGCUAUGGAUAAGCAGUCAGCUUUGCUGUUACCUCCUGUCCAUCGUGCCUAUUGGCAGUUUUCUUUUUCAAAGCUGUUGUCAACCAUCACCUCAAAAGACCAGAGCACAGAUACUACUCAGGCUUUUCACGUUGGCUGCUUCUCUGCAGAAACGUAACUGCAUAUGCCAAUGAUAUUGGUUGUAGUAGUGACUCACUUGGUUGAAGUUGUGUUCCUGAUAGUUGUAGAAGAUUUGAAUAGAAAUGUUCGGGAAAAGGCUUGUCAUUGCUUGAAAGCCGUAGUGUUUGCUUCCUGGGCUUCUCUUCCUCUAACAAUAAUGCAUGUAUGUAGUUUCCUAAUUUCUGUGCAACAGUUGAGUUAAUUGUAGUUAGUGAUAAGUUUCAGCAGGAAAGGAGAUGUAGGAGUUUUGUGGAAAUUCUUGUUGAUGGGUCUCCUUAUAUUUUUUGUUCCUCUUGAAUAUUUGUGGAAAUACUCCCUUGUAUUCUUGCGGAAAUACUCAUUAUGGUAUAUGUGCUUGUUUUAACUGCUCAGUUGAUAUCUUCAUGUUCAGCUUAGGGAA
Molecule: messenger RNA, 1682 nt
Organism: Neltuma alba
Lineage: Eukaryota; Viridiplantae; Streptophyta; Magnoliopsida; Fabales; Fabaceae
Product: mediator of RNA polymerase II transcription subunit 27
Exons: 8
Coding region: 39-1280 (413 amino acids)
Biological process (GO): regulation of transcription by RNA polymerase II
Cellular component (GO): mediator complex
Molecular function (GO): transcription coactivator activity
Source: RefSeq, a predicted model, not a curated record